AUGGAGAUUCCCCAAGACAAGAUUGUUAAAAAGGGGUCUUUUAAGAAGAAGAUUGACAAGCUGAGGAGAUGGAGCACCUCAUCAGGUGGCAGCUUUAAAAGGCCACCAAAAACCAAGACCCUCAGCCUAAACUUGUCUCAUGAACCUGAUGAAGAGCCCCUCAGAGGCGAGACAGAGCGUAGAAAACUCAGACCCAUUGUGGCAUCUGUCUUUGGUCAGUGGUUCCACGCAAAGGGAGUCCCACCCAUGGAGGGCAGCGGGGCGCCACUGGGCACUGCCAUGUUAGGGGGCAGUGGUGACGCAGCAGCUGAGGAUGAUGAUGACGAAGAGUUGGGGGAAAAGCGUCCGUUUGAUGAGCCGAUAUGUACUUUGGUUCAGAACUGUACCGUUUUGCAUAACAUCGUGGGCCCUGCCUGCAUCUUUCUCCGACAGAGCUUCGCUCAGGCUCAACUAGACAGAGAUCUACGGCCAGAGGAAAUUGAAGAGCUUAAGGAAGCCUUCAGAGAGUUUGACAAAGAUAAGGAUGGCUUCAUUAGCUGUAAGGAUCUGGGCGAGUGUAUGAGGACGAUGGGAUACAUGCCCACGGAGAUGGAGCUGAUUGAACUAAGCCAGCAGAUCUGUGGCGGCAGAGUCGACUUUGAGGACUUUGUAGACCUGAUGGGGCCAAAGAUGUUGGCUGAAACAGCAGACAUGAUUGGGGUGAAAGAAUUGAGAGAUGCUUUUAGAGAGUUUGACUCUAAUGGCGAUGGUCAGAUCAGUCUGGCUGAACUGAGAGAAGCUAUGAAAAAGCUAAUGGGAGAGCAGCUUAACCACAGAGAGAUUGAUGAAAUCCUCAGGGAUGUUGACCUCAAUGGAGAUGGGCAGGUUGACUUUGAAGAGUUUGUACGAAUGAUGUCACGCUAACUUCCAGAGCAUAGAGACAGAGCGCAGCGCGUCAUAACCUGAAAACCACGCCCACCGGGGGGGAAACAAUCCAACCGUCUCCAUUGACUAUUGCGAGAGGCUGCCUCCUUGUCAUUUCUGGCUUAUAACAAAAACAGAAUAAUGCCUAAAAGCUGCUGUGUGACAAUAUGUACAGCUAACAAGCCAAAGAACCCAGAAAUAAGUUUUUAUAAGCUGUCGACCUCAAAAAACGAGCGUUUAAAGACACAAAAGUGGAAAACAGGCAACUUUUCAUAGUACAUAGUACUUUCAUAGUAGAACUGCGUCCUCUAGAGGGAAAUGUAGUCGGCGAUUCACUUUUUUCUCCUUAAAGGUUGGGUUUUACUGCUCGACAGCUUAUAAAAACUUAUUUCUGGGUUCUUUGGCUUGUUAGCCGUACAUAUUGUCACUCUCGCUAUACAAAGUCAAUGGAGACGGUUGUUUCCCCCCGGUGGGCGUGGUUUUCAAAUUUGCAUAACUGCGCUCUGUCUCUAUGCAAAAAAGAAGAGUGAGAAAUGAAAUGUGAUGCAGGUCCUCUCAACAACCACCUUGUAAUUACUAUACUGUAAGUGUAAUUAUUUAAACCAUAGUGCUUCUCCAUUCAAAACCCAUUCUUCUUAUGCCUACACAGUAAAAAGUGAAAAGUUGGAACAACUUAAAAUAAUACUUCAAUUGGUAACAACUUAAAAUUUCACUUUAGUUUCAUUUUAGGUGAAGUAAAAAACAAAGUUUUUUUUAAUUGUAAUUAAUUAAAGUAAUAGCUAUGGUUCAUCCAACUUUUCACUUUUAAGAGUGUAUGACAGAGAAAGAAACUGCUCCAUGUAUGUAUUAUUAAUUCAUCUUUUAUGACCUACAAUAAAAGUCAAAUCAGACUGUAGAGCAAAACAAAUCAAUAUGGAUUGUCUAAACGAAAAAUCCAUUUUUCUACAUCUGGUCAAAGUCGUAAGGGUUGCACACCGAAGCCAACAUCACACAUUUUCACUCAAAUCUUCACAGGGGAAUAAAUAAGUCUUAAUCAGCAUGUUUA
This is a messenger RNA of Paramisgurnus dabryanus, 1948 nucleotides long. The record is from RefSeq and is a predicted model, not a curated record. NCBI's taxonomy places the organism in Eukaryota, Metazoa, Chordata, Actinopteri, Cypriniformes, Cobitidae.